Molecule: messenger RNA, 801 nt
Organism: Talaromyces amestolkiae
Lineage: Eukaryota; Fungi; Ascomycota; Eurotiomycetes; Eurotiales; Trichocomaceae
Exons: 2
Coding region: 1-801 (266 amino acids)
Molecular function (GO): zinc ion binding; carbonate dehydratase activity
Source: RefSeq, a predicted model, not a curated record
AUGAAGUCUUUCCUAUUCAUCGCUGCUCUCCCGCUGGUCUCAGCCCAUAUACACGCUCGUGCAGCUGAUGGCAUUGUUACCCCCAAUUCCUUCAAUUAUACCAACCUAGGUGGUCCUUUGAACUGGUAUGGCCUGAAUACUACCGCCAACGAUGCAUGCGCAAAAGGUACACACCAGUCACCUAUCGAUAUAGGCACCCAGACCGUCGACUAUGCUGUCGCAGGAUCGGUGAACUUCAACGUCACCAAUGUCCCAUCUGCCAAGUUCGAGAACUUGGGUUCUGGAUUGGAGGUUGUGAUUACUAAUGGAUCGCUGGCCACAAAUAAUAUCACCUACCCCCUAGCCCAAUUCCAUUUUCACACUCCUAGUGAGCACCGCGUUAACGAGGAGUACUUUCCCAUGGAGUGCCACUUUGUUUUUGAGACUGAAGCCAAACAAAUUGCCGUCGUUGGUUUCUUGAUGGAACUCUCUCCCUUCGGCUAUACCACUCCCCUCUUCGACUCUGUCUUCGCUCACCUCGACGACAUCAGCAACGCUGGUACAUACACCGAAACCGGCCCCCUUGACUUCACCGGCAUCAUCAGUCAUUUCAACAAGUUCGGGGUUUACACCUACAACGGCUCUCUGACCACCCCUCCCUGCAGCGAGAAUGUGCCCUGGUUCAUCAGCACGGAGCCCCUGUGGAUCAAUGUUCAGCAGUACCGAGCUGUGAAGAAUGUGCUGAAGUACAAUGCCCGCUAUACGCAAGAUACUUUGGGUCAGACCAAUCUGCUGGAGGUUGCUGCUAAGGAGUUGAAUUGA